This is a messenger RNA of Micropterus salmoides (largemouth bass), 14002 nucleotides long. Its product is annotated as A-kinase anchor protein 13-like. The coding region runs from base 220 to 9510 and encodes 3096 amino acids. The record is from RefSeq and is a predicted model, not a curated record. The transcript is spliced from 47 exons. Gene Ontology annotation, cellular component: plasma membrane. Gene Ontology annotation, biological process: regulation of Rho protein signal transduction. Lineage: Eukaryota; Metazoa; Chordata; Actinopteri; Centrarchiformes; Centrarchidae. Gene Ontology annotation, molecular function: guanyl-nucleotide exchange factor activity.
GGUUUUCUUUUAUCAAACUUGACUCUCAGAAUAGACACAGUAUGUCUCCAACCAGCGCCCAACUAGAAAAAGGAUUUGACCGUGAAAGAAGUGGAAUGGUUUAGCAGUUUGGACUGCGCUUGUUCCUCUGAGGAAGGAGAUAACAAGAGUUCCCGUAUAGCGUUCACGCUUACAGAGGGUCACGCGCUGCCUGGAGUCAACGCGCACGAGUCCAGCGCCAUGAAACUGAAUCCCCAACAAGCUCCACUCUAUGGAGAGUGUCUCUUGACUGUACAGCUCGAUGAUGAUGAUGUGUGUCGUGCUGAGGGAGAACAAGAGGAGGUGGAGUUUUUUCUUUUAUUAUCAGGAUCCACCCAAAGACAUCUGACUAGCACACUGCGAGUCAGCCACGUCACACUGCAGGCUGUGUGUCCAGGCCAUAAUGUGUGUGAGCAGGUCUCGGUGACGCUGUGUUUGGCUCGUCCUGGUGAACCAGUGGACACAUACUCACAGGUGGCAUUCUGCUUCGUACAGGACUUGGCUCUCGACAUGGCCCAUUUACUGCUUGACAACACAGCUCCGCAGGAAGCAUUACUAUUGACUGAUAAGCAGAUUCCAUUGAAAGAGUGUGAGAGGUUGGAUCACAGCCUUGCCUUGGCCCUGAAACACCUCACCCUGCCCCGCCAGACGACAGUUGUGGACAGGCAGAUGGGUAACCAGCCAGUGUCUGUCACAGCGACAGACAUAAAUGCACACACGAACAGACACAACACAAGGACACACAAGGAAACAUGGCUGGACGGCGCCACGCUGCUGGACAGCUGCUCUGCUGUUUCCCAGUGCCGGCAGCUCUCCAACCUGCUGCACUUGGCAGCCACUUAUGGUCUGGGGACCGUGGCAUCGUUCCUCCUGCAGCAGCCGGGAGGCAGGGAGGCGCUAAGGAGGCCCAACACUCAGGGACUAACUCCAGCAUGUCUGGCAGAGAGCAGAGGACAUCAGCAGCUGAAGGAGUUCUUCUCACAGUAUGAGACGUCCUCAGAUGUCCAAGUGGAAACAAAAGAGCAGCCACACUUUUAUACAGAAGGCCGAGUGUUUCAGCACCAUGCAAAACUUGGUACCUACACCCUAACAUUCCCUGACCUUCAUCAGAGGGAGGGGGGAGCAGAGACAAAAAGCGGGGAAGAUUUCUGCUUACAGGAGGAGGUGAAGGAGCUGAGGAGACUUAUUCAUCUUCAUAGAGACAGAAAGAGAAAAUCUGAUCUUGCUGGUAACAUCACACCUCCACAUACCUCCACAUCCUCCUCCAUCGAUCAUGAGCAAGCCAGCCCUGCCUGUGGGCUGCAGCCCUGCUCUAACGGCCAACAAGAGAGCAAGCAGGAUGUAGGCCUGGCUGUGGUAACCAUAGAGAACUGUAUCACAACAACAAAGGAUCACAGAGGUCCUCCAUUAUUGGAGGACAAAACACGAGGGGCUGACUCUACUGUCGUCACUCAAACAUCCUGUGCCAGUGGAAGUCUUUGUCAGAGCCAGGAAGCUGGGGGGGAACAGAAGGGUGCACCAGCUGCCAACUCUCCUGCUCGUCGUAACAGGAAAAACAAAAAGAGAACCACAAGAAAUGCAACAGAAUCUCUAGAAAAUAAAAGAUGCACCCAAGAGGGCGGAAGGGGGAUUGCACGGAGGCCCACAAAGACACCAAGAAGUAGAACAGAGAUACAUGAAACUAUUUCAGUCAGACAACCAGCGGGGGCUUCUGUGAUUGGUGACAGAGAAGCCACAAAAACUCAGUGUAGUCCCGGAACAGAAGAGACUCCGUUACCCAUAAAGCCAGUGACUGCACCAGGUGGUGAUAGGAAGUGUGCUGGCAGGAAGACAGUUGCCUUGCCUACCACAACCAUCAUAGAAAAACAGGAAGGAGAGAAGUGGGAAGUUGACCUGCUGAUAUGUGAGCGAGUUGUAGAGACAGAGACGGAACAGGGAGACCCGGCAAAAGCAGCUAAAUUUAACUUGGGAUCAGCUGCCGAAAAGAAAGUAACCAUGGGUCAGGAACAAUCCCAGGAUCCCCAGGAAAGCCAGUCAGACCCAGAGGAGCCAAGCCAACCUGACACAAUGAACAAGAGUCCUCAGUCUGGCAGGAGGAUCAGCCACAAGUCCCCAGACAUGGAAAGAAAUCCCCGUAGAGGACUAUGGAGGGAUGGAGGCUGGAUUGGAGGCAGAAUGGGAUCAACCCCACAUGAACCACAAACGGGAGCAAAAACAGUCUGGUAUGAAGGUGAAAACCUAGAGCAGGGUGUCCAUGAAGACUGGAACAGAAAGGAUGUGAACUCCCAGUCAGUUUGGUAUGACAGUGACACAGUGGAUCAGAGAAAACAUGAACAGCUGGAGCAGGGACUGAGAGAGCAGAAAGAAUGUGAUUUGAGCUCACUCCACGCUUCUGGUCUUAGUUCUCCACAGCUGUUAGAACAGGGUCUUAGUUCUCAUCAACUGUCUGCAGCUCUUAGUCAGCCUCUUGUUGCUGGACCACAGCCAGCACUGUCACAUGGGCCGAGUGCACAAAAACGGGAAGUACAUGGAUCACAGCAAGGGGAGGAAGUAGGGCUGGAUCAGAAGGAGGGAGGAGUGGAAGGAGACAGAGAGGAGGUUGGUAACAGAGAGACCACUUACAGCAGAAAGAGUUCUGAAACAGCAGACAUCGAAGAGGGAGGAGAAGAGAAGAAAGGAAGCGAAGAGAAAGGAACAAAGAGCAGAAAAAAGAGGAAGAAGAAGAAAGGGAAGAGAGGAGACCCAGAGGCCAAACUUAGCUCCAGCUCCAGUAUAGAGUCUCAGAGUCAGAUAGACGUACAGACACAGAGGGAACAAGUGACAAACCUGGACAUUCCGUCAAAGCCAGAAGCCAAGGAUAAAACAGGAAGGGCAGACGUCCAGUUUCCCUGUGGUUCUGAGCCAAGCUGGAGAGUAGAAGCUGACAAGGACGCCAUGCAUCUACCCAGCCAGACAGAGGGCCAGACCAGGGAAGCUCAUGGAUCUGACUGUGACAUUACAAACUCUGAUCCUUGUUACACGACUUCAGAGUUCAGUCUGACAGAUCUGACUGAAGGUACAGCUUCACAGAUAUUUAAAACAAAGAAAUUAUCAGAGGACGAGACCAGGACGUUUCAUGAACCUGAUGACUUUUACCUCCAUUCUACUGUCACUGCUUCAGAACUUAGUGAAGUGGACAUCAUAAAGGCAAAGGUAGAGGAAACUGCAACCGUUCAACCAAUAGGAAAGGACGUGCUUGACCCUACAGAGCUGGAAUUAAAGGGGCUUACCAGUCCAGGCCAACAAACAGCGGAUAAUGCGGAGUCAAAGGCAUUGUCAGAAAAUGAGGAUUUGCCAGUUGCUGGUAAAGCUGCAGCAUCCGUGGACCGGACAGGUUUUCUGGAAUCUAACUCUCCAGAGGAACUUCCUGUAAAACAUUCAGAUCCUACAGAAUUCGCAGAAGAGCCAUUUCUUGGGGUACUGCCUGAACAUAAUACACAACAUGUUCAACCUUUGGACUCGAAGAAACCAGUACAACCUGUGGAUCCCAUUGGUAGACCCGUAAGAUUUAUGGAAGCUGGGGAUCUGCCUAUUGAAGGUACAGCGGAUGUUUCACCACUUGAAAUACAGGAAGGAAGGGCCGAGACAACUCCUAGGGAAUAUUUAGAGCAUUGUUUGGCCUCUGAGAUGCUGAAAGAUCAGGAGCAAAAGAGAAAUGAGCUGUGGGUGGGUGAAGAGGAAGUCAGUGUAGAAAGACAUUGGGAGAGGAGGAGUGAAGACAGAAAUGACAGUGGGGCGGUACAUGGCAAGGAGUUAACUUCCAUAGACAGAGGGGAAAAGGUGGAGGAUGAGGACUGUCAUUCCUUACAGAGAGAAAAAGAGCAGAACUACAAUGAAGAUCUAGUUGCCACAGCGGUAGCAAUUGUUACUGUAGCAAUGGCAUCAGCCAUAGUUAGCAUAGAAUUGAGCCAACAGUUAGCAGACAAUCAGUUAAGGAGGCAAGAGUCUGCUAGCAAAGAACCAGCAAAUAAUCCACCAUUAGCACAAGACACCAAUGAACCAAUAGAUACAUCACACCAGCUGGCAGACGAUUUACUUAACACUGCUCAAGCCACACAACUGUGUGCACAGCUGAUAAACAAAGACAAAGAGAACUGUCAACUGUUAGCAAUGACUCCAACUGACACCGAAAGCCAACAUAGAGAAUGGUCACAUAUUGAACCUACUGAUCAGUUCACAUCUAAAGAACAGGUUAACGUUGAAAUAUUGAAGCAGUCUGAUUCUGUAGUGUCACAGUGUAACACUGAGACAGAAAAGCUACUAGCAGCACCUCUAAGUAGCAACCAGCAGGCUAACCUUGACCUGUCAGCACACACUCCUAGUUUACCACAACUCUGCAAAGAGGAUAUUCAAAGCAAACUCUUCACAUAUUCACUACCUAAAGAAGAAGACAGCCUACUGCAAGUUAAUAUGAAACCUUUCCCCGAAGUAAAUAAAAUGAUUACAGCUGAGGUAGAUGGCCAAGGUCACAUGCAGACAGAAAUCCAGCUGCAAGAAGAAAUCCAAGUUCCCUGUCCCAUUAUAGACACAGGACAACUUCCCGAGGCUUCUGACACAUUCUGUCCUGAUUCUGACGAGAAUCCCAGACUGGGAGAACGUAGAGACCCCCCAAGAUCAGUCUGUCAGAAUGAGAGCGAUAGACAGCACUUAGAUUCACAUUGUCCACACAGUACAAAACAUGAUAGAGAUGCUAAAGGAGAGGAAGGAAUGCAGGUGCAUGAGCAUGACAGCGUUCACCAGCUGGAUGGUCAAAUUACAUCACCAUGUGAAGGGGAGAUUCCCACUUUGCCACUUUCUUGUGGUUCACUUCCUGUUACCCCCUGUGACUCGGCUCCCCUGGAGGAACCGGCUGUGAAUGUGGAUACAGGCGAAUACCAGUCAUCCUGGUCAUUAGCGGAAAUUAAGCCUGUCCCUGCCAUCCCUUUUGAUACUGGCAGUGGCAAAUGUCAGGAGUCUGUCGCUAUGGAUAAUGAGGAUGUUGUGUUUGAAGGGCUGGAUAAAGACUCUGUGGAUACAGUGGAUGGAAGGACGGAGAGAGAUAUUAAUAAGAUGAAAAGUGAAAAGGAAGUACAGAAAGCGAUGGUCACAGUGGAGGGAACAUCCCAGACAGAAGCAGAAACGGUCCCAGCAGCAAAAGAAGACUGUCAACAGGCCUGGACAGACUCAGACAGUGCACACAUUCUACAGAUCCAAAGGGAGAGGGAUGUUCUCUACCCUGUCCAGCCCUGCCCUGAGGCCAACACUGUAAUAGUAUGUACAGACAUCCAUCCAGACAGAGAGGAUUGUGUGUCAGUGUGUCUGUUGCACAGAGACAAAGGCAGUCUGAAAGCCAGUGCUGAACUGGAUGACAGUCACUUUAAAAAGCCCAAAGAUCCUCCCCCCUGUGUUGGACACAGGGACAGAGGGGUCCAUGUCUCCUGUUCCUCUACAGAUGAUGCAUUGAUACAGGGAACCCUCUGUCCUAGUGAGGGAGCUUUGUCAGCGGGCACAUCUGAUGCUGUGGUCUCUCAGAGCUCCAGAUUGUCCUGGAAGUUAAAAACAGAGGACAGAGGAGGAGGGGGAGGAGAAGAAGAGAAAAAAGACCAGCUUCUACAAAGUCCUGUCUCCUCUCCCAUGUUGCCAGCCUCCAUGAGUUCCUUGUCUCCGUUCCGUCGUCACAGCUGGGAACCAGGCAGGAACAACGCCGCUGCAGAUAAUGACAUCGCACAGCGCAGCUCAUUGAUGAGCCUGUCAGGAGAGGCGAAGAGAGCCAAGCCCCUCCUCCACAGGAGAAGUAUAAGUUGGUGUCCAUCCAACCUGCGUCGUCCUGAUCAGGAGCAAAUAGACAAUAGAAGCUACAGUCUGGAGGGUCUGGAGGUGGAGAGGGUAGCAGUCAGGGUCCAGUGUCCCAGCCUCAGAGGUCAGGAGGAGAGGACCGCAGGGAGGAGUUCACUCCUGGAGAGCCAGGAGAGAGGCUCGCUGGUAUCCCUCACUGAGGAGGAACAGGAAGGAGACGGAAGUAGUGUCAAUAGCCAGGUCCUGUCAGUGACAGCCAGCUGUCCUGCUAUGUUCCAUCACCAAACCCUCACCAAAUCCAUCUCCAUGGUUACUAUCAGUCAGCGUGAUAUAGAUGGGGGGAACUUAUUCUCCAGUAACUCCGGGUCACUGGAAUACAGUAUUUCAGAGGAGGAGCCGGGCCCUCUGCGGAGCGACACUGAGGUAAAAGGAGGACCUAAAUUCAGUCGGACAUUCAGCUACCUCCGCAGCAAGAUGAGCAAGAAAGGCAAGGAGAAGGAGAGGAGAGGAGAGAGGGAACGGGAGAGUAAAGAGAGAGAAAAGAAGAGUGCAAACGGCCAUCUCUUCUUCCCAGUCAAUCCGUCCCCUUCCACAGCCUGUCAGCACUGCACCAAACUUCUGUACAAUAAGGAAAGCUUCAUCUGCAACAACUGUGGAGUCCAUGUCCAUAAAUGCUGCAGAGAGAGUCUGUCUAUCUGUACAAAGAGCAAAAUAAAGCAAUCGCUGGUGCCAGAAGCGGCUCCUGGGUCAGCUGCUAACAUGAGGAGUAAAUCUACAUCUUCAGCAUCAUCUGUGUCAUCCACAUCCUCCUCAUCGUCACGGGAACGCUGGUCCACAAUAACCACCCCUGAUGACCAGCUUCCUGUGGUGGUUCCACGAAGACAUCCCAGCAUCUUCAGCUCACACAGCAACCUGGCCAAGAGCAUCUCCAUCAGCAACAUAGCAGGGUUAGAUGAUGUUCCUCUGAAAAGCCGGAAGUUUCUGUCCCAGUCCACUGAUUCUCUUCAUCAGGGGAGCAAAGUCAAUGCCUCGAUGGAGUCACUAACCGAUGAAGGUACUGAGAUGAUGGACAGUCAGCUGAUGGGAGAGUUUGAGUGCGACAUGAAAGAUCUGGAAGCUGAUUCUUGGAGUGGCACGGUGGAUAAAAAGUUCUUAAAAAUGCUGAAGAAAGAUGAUAUCAAGAAACAAGACGUCAUCUAUGAGUUGUACCAGACAGAGUUCCACCAUGUGAGGACACUGAAGAUCAUGUCUGAAGUGUACUAUAAAGGCCUGCAGAAGGAGCUGCAGCUCGACACUCACACUCUGGAGAAGAUUUUCCCUGUUUUGGACAACCUGCUGGAUAUUCACACACAUUUCCUCACCCUGCUCCUGGAGAGGAAGAGAGCUUCAUCAGCUGAGAGACAAAACAACAACAGCUUCCUCAUUUGCAGCAUCGGGGAUGUCCUGGUCAACCAGUUUUCAGGCUGCAGUGCCGAUCUUAUGAAGAAGGUUUACGGGAAGUUCUGCAGCCGCCACAAUGAAGCUGUCAGUCUCUACAAAGACAUGCAUGCCAAAGAUAAACGCUUCCAGGCUUUCAUCAAGAGGAUAAUGAGCAGCAGCAUUGUGCGGAGGCUCAGUAUUCCAGAGUGCAUUUUGUUGGUCACUCAGAGGAUCACCAAAUAUCCCGUUCUGAUCCAGAGGAUACUCCAGUACACUAAAAACUCUGAUGAAGACCACAACUGUGUCUGUGAAGCACUGCGCUGUGUGAAGGAGCUGAUCACAGCUGUGGACAGUAAAGUCAACGAGCAGGAGAAGAAACAGAGACUGAGGGAGGUCUACAGUCGCACCGACAGCAAGUCUAUCAUGAGGAUGAAGAGCGGUCAGAUGUUUGCUAAAGAGGACCUGAUCAGAGGGAGGAAGCUGCUGCAUGAUGGAGCACUGCAGCUGAAAAACUCUGCUGGACGACUCAAAGAUGUCCACGCCAUGCUCCUGACUGACGUGUUGGUCUUUCUUCAGGAAAAAGACCAGAAAUAUGUCUUUGCCUCAUUGGAUCAGCGCUCUACAGUCGUCUCUUUACAGGGUCUGAUUGUCAGAGAAGUGGCUAAUGAGGAGCGAGGUCUCUUUCUGAUCACAGCUGGUAUAGAAAGACCAGAGAUGGUGGAGGUGUUGGCCAGCAGCAAGGACGAGCGCAACACAUGGAUGGCCAUUAUACAGGACGCUAUGCACUGCAUGGAGAAAGACGUGGAUGAGGGAGUUCCCAGUGAGACAGAAGAGGACAGGCGGCUGCAGGAGAACAGAGCAAAGGAGAUACGAGAGAUUCUACGAAGGAAAGAUGAGCAGAUCAUCUCAUUAUUGGAGGAGAAGGUCCACAUCUUCAGAGAGCUGGGCGACUGUAAUAUCGCCCCUGAUGAUAUAAACCCACCAGUCAAGGAACGGAUGUUAUUCAGGGCAACGCCUGAUGAUGUCACAAAGGGGGAGCCAAUCAUAAAGGAUGCCCUGAAGGAAUUGGAGACCCUGCAGGCUUUAGUCAAUAGUGGUGUUGGUGGAGCAGAAUGCAGUCUUGCAGUUGGCCUGACAGGAGGCAGUGUGGGACCGGUCUCUUUGCCCAGGAGAGCUGAGACGUUCGGAGGCUUCGACAGUCAUCAGAUGAACAGUAGCAAGAAUGGAGAGAAGGAAGAGGGGGAUGACUCACUGGACCUCCGCAGGACUGAGUCAGACAGCAUAUUGAAGAAGGGAGCCACUGCCAGCCUACAGAUAUUCCUGAAGAGAUACAAUGAGCAGGUCAAGCACAGUGUGACAUAUCUUCACGACCUGCUGAUUUCACUGCAGGCUGUAGUGGUCCAGCAGGACUCAUUUAUCGAGGACCAGCGGCAGGCCCUGACCGACCAGCUCACCGCUAACUCCUCCAGACACUCAUUCUCUUCCUCGCUCUCAUCCUCUUCCUCAUCACGACCCUCCUCCCUCAUUGAGCAGGAGAAACACAGGAGUGUGGAGAGACAGAGACAAGAGGCAGCCAGCCUGCAGAAACAGCAGGCUGCACACCAGGAAGAAAAGAGAAGGAGAGAAAAGGUAUGGGAGUUGAAGGAGAAAGGUCUGGCAGAGCGGGAGGAGAGGCUGAGGGUGGAGGAGGACGAGACCAGGAGGAAGCAUCGGGAGCUGACGGAGGACCGAGAGAUGCUGCAGAGGAAGAAAGAGGAGUACCAGAGAGAGCUGGAGAUGCUGAGGGAGGCCCGUAGGAGGCUAGAAAGAGACACGGAGGCUCUGAGGAGAGAUACAGACAGCCUGGAAGCCAUGAAGAGAGACCAGUCGGAGCAGCUUCAGAAGUACCAGCGGACUCCCUCCACCACCUCUGAAGACUCCAUAAUUUUCCACAGCUCCGGGUCUCUGAAUCUGGAUUCAAAAGAAGCAGCAGAACAGCCAAAAGAGGUGGAGCUCUCAUCCUCUGCUCCAACCAAAGAGCUUUUUCUCCGCAUCGGAUCUAAGAGGAUGGGCAAAAACUUUAACCCCUUCUCCUCAUCUAAGCCUCAGGGAGCACAGAAGGAGUCCCAACUACCCACAAGACUGCUCCAGCUGGCCAAACCCAAAGAGAACAAAGACAAGAAGAAGAAGAAGAAGAAGGGGAAAGGAGGGGAGCAGACACAGACAGAAAGCAAAGUGAUGUCGGAUCCUCAGAAUGAUGGCGAUAUAUUCUUCUGCUGAGGACCAGACGAUGCACAUGUGAACUUCUACCCUUCCAGAGAAACAAGAGAGCUGGCCAGUGCAUUAAACAGGACCAGAGUGACCCUUAACUCUCUAUUUGGAUCUAAAAUGUCCACGUGUCUUUGCUGACAUUCUGGCCCCUGGACACUGUCCCUGACUUCCUGUCAGACCAUCAUGGAUGAGAAGCCAGGUUCCCCAAGAUGACAGUCUGACUUACCUGCACAUGGCCCAAGUAAACAAAGGUAAUGACCUCCUCCCAGAGACACCAUGCGAAGUUCUGAUGAUUUAAUUGGGAUCAUCAAGAAUAUUCUUGGCACAUCGACAGAAUAGCUCCUCUCCAUCAAUUAGAGAUGUGAUGGAAAGCCAAGGAGGAUCAAACUGUAUCAGAGAACAGAUUUCUUGAUUUCCUCCAGCUGUCAGUCAGCACACAUCACAUAAUGCUUCAAGUCAAAUCUCCAUAAGGCUUUAAGGCUUUAAACUUUGCAAACCUUAGCUUUACCCAAUAAUAAGUGCCAAUUUCUAAUGCUUGUGGAGCUGUUGACUCAGUUACACAGUCCGGGCUGAACACUUGAGGAACUUUUAACCUAGUGUCUGAUUUGUGUGUCCCUACAUUGACAGCUUGUCAACUUAACUGAUAAAGUCAAGCUUAAAAAUGUAACAUAAGAUGGAGGAACAGAUAGCACCUGACAUGGUGUUUGUAGCACUAACCCAUGAACAAGUCUUCUGUUUCUCACUGUCCACACAUGUGCUAAGUUCAGUAUGUGAAACAAGGCGACAGACUGUCAGACAUAAUCCAUCAAUGCCACAUCAGAGAGAUGGAGGAAUCUACAGAGACAGGACACAGGACACAAGAUGUGAGUGGGAAUUUGGAUUAGCAAAGGCUCUCAUAUCGUCUCUUCCUACUGAAUUAAGUGCAUGCUGAAAUCAGAUGUUUUUAAUACAGCUGUUGUCAGAUCUUCAUCUCCAAUUUGUCUCAAAUAAUUCAUUAUUCUAUUUUAGUUGGUCAUGAAAUGUACCAGCCAGUACAAACAACAGCUCAGUAUGAGCUUUGUAGAAGAAUCAGAGGUCAUGGCAGUCAACACAACAGGAUCAGGAAUAGAGUGCUUUUAUCAUGCAUUUUACAUACAUAAGAGAGUGAAAUCUAAUCAAUUAAUCAAAAUUUUCUUCUAUUUUUUAUCUCGCACACACAAGUUAUUAUCUUGUACUUAAAAUGAAUAUCAUCCAUCAGGACUUUUUGGGGGCUCCAUGCGUAUGCUAUCUUCUUUCAAACAUUUCACAUACUUUCAAAUUUUUACAUGUCCAUUUAAUUGAAAUUGUGUAAUGACAAGUGGGCUUCUGGGGAAGGGAUCCUUAAAGAGACAGGAUCUGUCUGUCUAUUUGUUUCAGACACGAUGAACAGCAGAUCAUAGUGUGUUGGUAAGACACCCUCUUGUUUUCUGAUGUGCUUCUAUUUGUCAAAUUAGUUUUGCUUUUACUGAGCGGCACAUCCCUAAUUCUCUGCAGUUCCCUCUACUCUUUGUGGCUAGUCUUUAUUUUGAAACAAAGUAAACAAGUAAAUAAAUCAAAGUGAAUUCCUCUGUGACAGAAGAAUAUUGCUGUUAAAAAGAGAAACUAGAGUACUAAUGGAAUAAUGCUGCACAUUAUAUUGAUUACCAUGUGUGUAAUAUUUACUGGUCAUAUGAUUUUUCUUUAAAUAUUUUGUUUUAUUUUACACCUAGUAACUAUUUGAGAAUUUACAGUAUAUAUUAAAGUCAGGUUUAAUCUAGAGUCAUGCUUUUAUUUUGGUAGAGCAAAAAUAAAGUGUGCACUGAACUCAGGAUUUAUAAAGCAGUCAUUUUAGAUUUGUUCUAACUGUUUUGCAUUUCAUUGGAAAGACGGUUCAUAAGUGGAUCCUCUCUUCUGAAAUGAGAGAAGAUCAAAACUAUUUAAAAAGAGUUUCUCUUACACAAAAUCUACCUGAUGCACUGCAGAUAUCACUCUUAGAGAGGGAGCAAAAAGAGCAGCAUCUGUUAAUACUCCACCCUUCCUGAAAAUCCUUCCCCUUAACCCUUUGUCUUGUCUGUACUCGUCCCCUCUCCAGCCUCGCUUGGUGUUUUGAUAACAAAUCAAGUAGAUGCCCUGAGUCUCACAUUCAUCCAUCCUCCCAUCUAUCCACAAUAGCUUUACAUUUGUACCACACUGAUUUUGUCCCCCAAUUUAUUUGAAGCUCUCUAAGCCAUUCAUGAUGUCUGAAUAAUAUUUCAGCCCACAGUGUGGUUUCCCGCCAUGCUGCUGAGAGGAGCAGAUUUCUACUAAGCAGCACAUCCCUAAUUCACUGCAGUUCCCUCUCCUCUGUGUGGCUAGUUUUCUUUAGUCCCUCAGACUCAGAAGCAAAAACACAGUGAGGUCCCUUUGGAAACCUAUUCAUAUUUUCGGAUUCACAUCAAAACCAGUAUUUUGACAGUAUCAUACAGCCUUCAUAGAUCUUAAAUAACGGAAAUGUGUUAAAUUAAAUGCAUUAGUUGUGCAUAUAAUACUGAUCUGCUCUGUAAAUAAGAUGCCCUGUAGAUAUUUCAUAGUUUGUUAUGAAAUGUUGUGAACUUCCAAAUUAAAAGAGAAAUUUCUAAGCUGUUAGAUUUCAACCCCUAUUAUUUCAUUAGUUUUGUUGUUUAAUGUUUAAUCAGGAUGUGUCGUGUAUAUUUUAUGAGCAUGUUUCUAAUUAACUUUUUGACUUUAUUUUAAGAUAAAUGAAGAAUGUAUGUUUAAAUACUACAGAUACUUCUUGUACAUUAAACAACCCAAGCUGUUUGAAACUUUAUAAAGUUUAAUCUUAAAAAGAUACAAGGUGUUCUUUUAUAUAUUAAAACCCAUCAUUUAUCCUUUUUAACGCUUGUCUACAUCUCCAGAAAAGUUGGGAUAUUUUCCAAAACGCAAUAAAAACAAAAAUCUGGGAUUUGUUAAUUCACAUAAACCUUUAUUUAACUGGCAAAAGUAUUACCAUUGGUAGUUGUGUUACAUCAACUUUCCUUUUAAUAACACUUUCAGAUCGUUUGGGAAGUUAAGAUACUAAUUGUGCCAGUUUUGCAAUUGGAAUUUUUGUCCAUUCUUGCUUGAUACAAAACUUCAGCUGCUCAACAGUCUGUGGUCGCUGUUGUCUGAUUCUCCUCUUCAUGAUGCUCCAUACAUACAUUAGGAGACAAAUCUGGAAUGGAAGCAGGCCAGUCAAGCACACGCACCAAGCCACGCUUUUGUAGACCAUGACAAAUGAGGCCUUGGCAUUGUCCUACUGAAAUAAGCACGUAUGUACUGGGAAGAGACAGUAUGUCACAUAUGUUGAUGGCAAUGUAUGUGUCUCUAAAAUCCCAUUAUGCCUCUGCGUUGCUGAGAACUCGGAGGUCUCUCUUUCUCACAAAUUUUGGCACAAAGGGGUGAGCAACGACCCCUCCUUACUUGCAAAGACUGAGCCUUUGGUGGAUGCUAAAAUUAUAAUCAAUUAUGACACUUCACCUGUUACAAAUUAACCUGCUUAUUGUGGAGUCUUCUAAACAGGUGUUACUUGAAUAUUCUGUGCAGGUUUCAAUCUUAUUUUAACUCUGUCCCAACUUUGUUGAGUCUGUUGCACAAAACUCUGUUUAUAUUUACAAAAUACAAUUACACUGGUCAGUAAAACUAUUGAAAAUCUUUUCUUUAUACUUUUGUCAGUUAAAUAAAGGUUUAUGUGAAUGAAAAAAUCCCAAAUUUUUGUUUUUAUUGCGUUUCGGAAAAUAUACCAACUUUUCUGGAAAUGGGGUUUGUAUUAAUGCCAACAAUUAGUGUAAACACAACAGCAAUGGUAGCAGCUGUGAUGAGGGAGAUUAGCUUAAAUACCAAUUUACACUUAUCAUCCACCUCCUCUCUGAUCCAGACAACCCCCUAAAGUGAUGUCCUUCAGUGGUUUAUGUCCAAACCACACGGAGUUAAUUUCACUGUAGUUUUAAUCAGUGGAAAUGAGCGUGUGCAGGGUCUUUCAGCUCAGUCCAUAAUCUGCAGCUUCUGGAUCCCUGAAAACAAAAUUAGCUGAAUCACAGAAACAACAUUUGAUCAGAGAUUUUUGUGGUUUUAAGAGGAAGUGAAACUUGAAACAUUAACUUUUGCUGAGAGCUAAGCAAGCUGGGAGACUUGGCUCUCUUCUGCUCUACAUUGUUCCCACUCAGUGUGCACUAGAAGUUUACUAAAACCAUUCAUGAGGAACUUUACAAACUCACAUUGGACCUUUUUGCACUGUGAGCUUUUUUAAAAAUGAUUUGUCCUAAAAACAGAAGGUACAAAGUAUGUUAUGUAAAACCAAAACAAGGGCAAAGCAAAAAAAAUGUAAAUAUGUUUUAUGUACAAAUAUGAACCAAAGUAUUGAUGACUGUGUUUAGUUUGAUGGUUUUUUUUAAUAAAUAAUAAAGUUGUAUUUAACUGUCUUCUUCCUGUUUUGAAAAUGUACAUUUUCCCUAUUCAAUAAAUAACUAUGCUGUUUGUUAUGUCA